CUCUCUCUCUCUGAAAGAAGAAGAUUGGAGAGGUUACUUUCUCUCUUUUGUUUUUUUUUUUUUUUUGGUCCCCCAGCCAUGUUGCUAUGUUGUAGGAUAGAGCCAUUCUUUGAAUUUUUAUUCACGGGUUGGUGUUUUUACGCACCGUACCUAUUGUAUAAACUCCCGUUUGUAUCAUCACAUCUCAGAAUUACCCUGAUCCUGCUCAGUUGGAUUUUGGUUCCAUUUCUAGGAUGCAGCAAGCUGAAGGUGACAUCAGAAACUUGGAUAGGAUUAUUGUAAGUUGUACUUGAGAGGGUCAACAUGUGAAGCUUUCUCGACACAGGAACAAGAAGAACAAGCGAAAUGUCGGAUGCAAAAUCGAGCGAGCUUCUUGCUCCUUGCUUUUGUUGGUGGGCCUGCUGAUAGAUGCAUAUGUUUUCCCAGAACAAUGUCUACUUCCAUAAAUACUUGCAGUCAGGUAUGUAAUCUAGCUUGGUCUAAGAACAUAAACAAGCUGGUAAGCACGCAUUGGAUGGUCCCAAAACCAAAUAACAUACUGGAAAUACCUAACCAUCUCCAAAGUUACACAGACCGAUUUAUGUUCCUUGCGGUAUCACCUGAAGGAAAAACGAAUGCAAACGGAGCAGGAGAUGAAACCUUCAGGUUCUGGAAUGUCUUCCGGUCCAUGAAAGCUCAGAAAGGCAAUAUCAAUCCUGGCUGAUUUGGGAUAUAUAUGCCAGUAUGAUUAAUGUGAUUUAAAGCAACAGGCGCUGGUUCAGCGGACUCGACAUGGUAGCAUUGGCCUUUCCAUUUUCUCCUUUAAGACAUUCCCACCGUCGAUCAGUGAAUUAGGAAGGGUUUUGAACAUGUGAAUUAAUUGGAACCUCUCAAUCCUACUUUGAUUAUAGUAGAGAAUCUGGAGCUCCUUGAAGGGAUUUGCGGGCAGCCCCUUUAACUGGAGGCAGAAUAUUAUAUCAGUUUCCCCUGAGAAUAUAUACAGUAAUGUUGUAUGUAGUAGUAACAUUAGACUGUUGCUUAUAAAUUACAUCUAGCUCAGGGAAAAAAUAGUUAAAGUUAUAAUAAUGUAACAAUAAAUAUUAUUGUAUGGUGAGUGAUCGUAUUUCACCAUGUACCCUAAGAGGAGCAUAUGUUGAAGGCUUUGCAACAGCAGCAACUGGAAGACUAACAGGAGUGGGUGAACGGGCACCGUUGUGUGGUGAGCAAGCGUGAUCAGUGAAUAACGGUUUGUUGUAUGCGUUUAGGGUUUUACAUAGCCGAUGUUGCUAAUUUUAACCUCUACCAAAAGCAUAAAACUUUCGCUGAUAUUAUAGACUAACUAGGAGUAUUUAUUGCGCCAUGCGCAGAUAUAAAAUAUUUAAAAAUAUUAUAUAUAAAUAAAAUUUUCUAUUUUUAUAUUUUACUUUUAUUAGUUUAAAAAAAAAUCAUAAUGUAAUUGUUUUUAGUUUGAUUUAUUCAAGUUUAUUUUGACCCUUUAAUUUUGCAUUACUUAACUUUUGAUAAAAAUAAUUGAAAUUUAUAAAGUUACUUUAUUAUAUUAUUCUUUAUUUAAAUACCAUUUUUAAAUAUGUCUAUUUGUAAAUAUAUAAAUUAUUUCUAAUAAUAUAUACAUUAAAUAAAAAUAACUUAUAUAUGUUGAUAAAAUAUAUUUUAAACUACACUUAUUUUGAUAAUAAAAAUAUUAUUCAUAUAUUGAUGUAAAAUUUUAAUAUUCGUAAUUAUUAUUUAUAUAUAAAAACAUAUUAUUUUAAUAGAUAUAAAAAAGUUAUUAGGUAUCAUAAAAUCUUGCCAAAAUGAAUAUUUACUGAGAAAAAAAUAUUUUUGAUAUAAAAUUUAUUAGUUAUUACUAUAUUAUGAAACUUUUCCAAAAAUAUAAAUCUGUGUAUAGAAAAUCAUCAUUAUUAUAUUUAAGAAAUCUUACUAAAAACAUAAAUCUAAAUAUAGUAAAUUUUACACAUAUACAAAUCACUUCUUAAAUAUAGUUUAGGGGAUAUUAACUGGCUUCAACUAUCACAUAUGUUAAGUUAACAAAAUAUAUAUGUUGUAUAUCGAUUUCAAUGACAGUUUUCUAUUUUUUGUGCUUUAAAAACAAGAAAGAGAAAAUUCAAUAUCGUAGUUAUUCAAAUAUCAUGUAUGUAUGUAAAUCACUAGAAAAUGGUGUAAUUGACAAUUUAGACCACAGAAAUUACACAAACAAUUUGAUAUAAACAUUUUUGGGAAACACAAAGUAACAAUCAAAUUAUAGUUGUUCUUCAAAAAAAAAACAA
Molecule: messenger RNA, 2267 nt
Organism: Brassica rapa (field mustard)
Lineage: Eukaryota; Viridiplantae; Streptophyta; Magnoliopsida; Brassicales; Brassicaceae
Product: protein FIZZY-RELATED 2
Biological process (GO): positive regulation of anaphase-promoting complex-dependent catabolic process; positive regulation of ubiquitin protein ligase activity; anaphase-promoting complex-dependent catabolic process
Cellular component (GO): anaphase-promoting complex
Molecular function (GO): protein binding; anaphase-promoting complex binding; ubiquitin ligase activator activity
Source: RefSeq, a predicted model, not a curated record